Molecule: messenger RNA, 1209 nt
Organism: Branchiostoma floridae (Florida lancelet)
Lineage: Eukaryota; Metazoa; Chordata; Leptocardii; Amphioxiformes; Branchiostomatidae
Product: glycine-rich cell wall structural protein 1.0-like
Exons: 5
Coding region: 1-1209 (402 amino acids)
Source: RefSeq, a predicted model, not a curated record
AUGUGGUGGAUGGUGUGGUUCCUGCAGGCCCGAUGGAGGGGAAAUAUAUCUGACACCCUCACAAGGCCCACCGUUUGGAUCGGACUGACGGACGUGAAGAAAGAGGGAACCUUCGUGUGGGAGGAUGGGGAGGAACUGGGAGGGUUCAGCGAUUGGUGGUGGGGCGAGCCCAACAACGAGCCUGGUGAUGAUGCGGACUGUGUCCGCAUGAAGAGUGCUGCAUGGCUUAAAACAUGGAAAGACACGCCCUGCCAACGUCUUCAUAAAGUUAUCUGUGAGAAAGAUAACACAGGCGUCAGUGAUAGAAUCCCAGGCUUGGGCUUUCAAACCGCCACGUUCACCACCCUCGGCGCCACCGGCCGUGCAGGCCCGACCAGCCUGGGUGACCACUACCGCGGACAGGACCACGAGAAACUGGUGACCUUACAGAACGGUAUCCAGCUCUUCACCGUGCCUGAGACUGGGAACUACAGCAUUGAAGUUGCUGGUGCCGCUGCAGGACAAGCCGGUACCGCCAGGGGCAGGGGUGCGCUGGUCAGUGGGACGUUUCAGCUGCAGGAAGGAGACGUGCUGAAGAUCCUGGUCGGUCAGGAGGGACUUGGCUCCCGGAGACAUCUGUCGGCCGGAGGGGGAGGCGGCACGUUCGUCACCAGGGCUGACGAUUCACCGCUGAUCGUAGCUGGAGGGGCAGGAGGAGGAGCUGGGGUUUGGGGGUUGAAGUCACACCGUGCGGAGUGUGAUGGUACUACAGGUGAAUCCGGCCAGGCCGGCUUCGGUCGCCUUCAAACUCACCCAGGCGGCAGGGCUGGAUGCGGUGCAAAAGACCCAGGCGAAGGUUGCUGGAUGAAUGGUGGCGGUGGGGGAGGGGGGCUCGUUUCCAAUGGUGGCAGCGGGAUGGGGGUCUGUGGACACGGUAGUAGAGGAAAUGCUGGUAAACAUGGCGGACGUUUUAGGGGCGGAUUUGCCUUUGUCAACGGUGGUGUGGGUGGGAAACAGGCUGGCAAAGAUUCCGAUGGCGGGUUUGGCGGGGGAGGGGUCGGUUAUUACGGAGGGGGUGGGGGAGGGGGUUACUCGGGAGGAGCCAUGGGGAUGUGGGAGAACGGCUCUUCUUGUGGGGGAGGGGGAGGCUCCUUUAACUCCGGCCGCGACUCCGGCGGUCAGGACGGGGUGAACGACGGGCCCGGGUACGCGGUGAUCACGAAAAUGUGA